Lutra lutra (Eurasian river otter) is the source of this 1789-nucleotide messenger RNA. It is a transcript of the gene UBXN8, whose product is annotated as UBX domain protein 8. The transcript is spliced from 8 exons. Gene Ontology annotation, cellular component: nucleus; endoplasmic reticulum. Gene Ontology annotation, molecular function: ubiquitin binding. The record is from RefSeq and is a predicted model, not a curated record. The coding region runs from base 545 to 1630 and encodes 361 amino acids. NCBI's taxonomy places the organism in Eukaryota, Metazoa, Chordata, Mammalia, Carnivora, Mustelidae.
GAGGUCAUAGAACUGCGAGGCCAAGUUAAGCCUUCAACAGUCACACCUGCUCUGGCAAAACUGAGGCACAGGGCAAGGAGUAGCAGGACUCCAGGGUCUCCAGGACCUGGAAUUUGGUUCAGGCCCCACUUUUCAAGCAUCAACCCAGAGGAACAAGAGGCUGCAGAAGGGGCCAGGAACCGUUAGGGAGGUAAGGAAGAUCCUUCAGAAGAGUAGUGCUUAGUAGCUCCGACCCAUAAGCCCACAAUCACCCACUGCGGACACAAGGCAGAUCACGAGGCAAGAGGCUGCCUUCUGACACAGUCAGCUGCCCCUACACUUUCUCUUCCAGUAUUUUACUUUCGAGAGUUCUUUUUCACAGCUUCCAGAGUCCACCAGCCGAAGGGACGAGCGCUGCGGGCCCUGUCGCCAGGGAGCUGCAGCCAGCGCCCAAGCUUUGCUUUCACAGGAUUUGGCUAGGCGGGCAGCCAGACAGACCAUCUCUCUGGACAACAUAUGACGUGGGGAGGUGACCUGCAUUUCUUCUGAUAUAAGACUACAGAUUAUGAGUUCUAAAACAGGGGCGAUAUCAGUCGAACCAACGACCCAGCUUCAGGACCUAGAUGCCCCCGAAAAACCGUCCCUUAGGAAGGGAUCCACACCAUCGCCCGAAGGAAGGCGCAACCGGAAGGGGCGGGGCCCCCCCGGACGCGGAGCUUCUGCUAGCAUGGCUUCUCGUGGGGUCAUUGGGGUUUUCCUCCUCUCUGCUCUCCCCCUCUUGUGUCUGGAGCUCCGGCGUGGGAUCCCCCAUCUAGGCAUUAAAGAUCUAAUUUUGCUGUGUGGUCGGAUUUUCUUACUGCUUGCUCUUCUUACUUUAAUUAUUUCUGUGACUACCUCAUGGCUUAAUUCAUUUAAAUCGUCCCAAGUGUAUCUGAAAGAAGAAGAAGAGAAGAAUGAGGAAAAACAAAAACUUGUCAGAAAAAAACAACAAGAGGCGCAGGGUGAAAAGGCCAGCAGAUACAUAGAGAAUGUUCUAAAACCUCACCAGGAAAUGAAGCUGAGAAAACUGGAAGAACGCUUUUAUCAGAUGACGGGUGAAACCUGGAAGUUGAGCAAUGGCCAUAAGCUUGGGGGUGACGAAGAUUUGGUGCUGGAAAAUGAGGCUUUUAAAACAUCAAACAGAGAAGCAGCAAAGAGACGAAACUUGCCUAAGCUGUUAACCAAAAUCUCACCAUCUGCUGAGCAGCCCACGCGGAAGGAGGUUCUUGAUCUACCUGAAGAACCUCCUGAAAGAGCUGAAGAAGUAGUUACUGUUGCCCUCCGAUGUCCAAGUGGGAGUGUCCUGAGAAGAAGAUUUUUUAAGUCUUGCAGUUCACAGAUUUAUCAUUUUCUAAUCCUGCGGUGGAUGAAGACUUGGGGGAGAAGGAGCCCAGUGAGCCAUCCAGGUGUCUCGAAGAUUGAUUUAUUUGAGAGAGAGAGAGGGAGAGUGCGUCAGAGGGGCAGAGGGAGAGAAUCUCCAGCUGACUGCCCGCUGAGUGUGGAGCCCGGCUGGGGUCUCCGUUGCCUGACCCCGAGAUCAUGUCCUGAGCAGAAACCAAUGCAGACGCUCAGCCAACUGAGCCACCCAGGUGUCCCAUGCUUCACUUUGUAAACUUCACUGUAAUGGCCCGAUGUGGCAGAUAACUCAUUUGAGUUUAAUAAAUACAGUAGUUACCUGUUAUUGAAACAACGUAAAUCUCACUUUAGGUUGCCCCAUUAAUAUGCCUGUGAUACUAAGGGGUAUUUUGUCACGGGAGAAAAUAAAAACCUU